Molecule: messenger RNA, 610 nt
Organism: Neolamprologus brichardi
Lineage: Eukaryota; Metazoa; Chordata; Actinopteri; Cichliformes; Cichlidae
Source: RefSeq, a predicted model, not a curated record
CCUCUGACAGCGCGGGGCAGCCAGCAGUAUCGCGCGCUCACUGUUCCCGAGCUCACCCAGCAGAUGUUUGACGCCAGGAACAUGAUGGCGGCUUGCGAUCCUCGCCACGGACGCUAUCUGACCGUGGCCACCGUCUUCCGGGGACCCAUGUCCAUGAAGGAGGUGGACGAGCAGAUGCUGAAUAUCCAGAACAAGAACAGCAGCUACUUCGUGGAGUGGAUCCCCAACAACGUGAAGGUGGCCGUCUGCGACAUCGCUCCCCGAGGGCUAAAGAUGGCCGCCACCUUCAUCGGCAACAGCACCGCCAUCCAGGAGCUGUUCAAGCGGAUCUCUGAGCAGUUCUCGGCCAUGUUCCGCCGGAAGGCGUUUCUGCACUGGUUCACCGGCGAGGGCAUGGACGAGAUGGAGUUCACGGAGGCGGAAAGCAACAUGAACGACCUGGUGUCCGAGUACCAGCAGUACCAGGAAGCCACCGCCAACGACGGCGAGGAGAACUUUGAGGACGAGGAGGAUGAGAUCAACGAGUAGGAGUGUGGAGGCCCACAAGAGCCGCACGUAUCGAAAUGAAGAAAUCUGUGCUUAAAUAAUGAAUUGUACAAUAAAUUCUGCA